This is a messenger RNA of Helobdella robusta, 1753 nucleotides long. RefSeq lists its product as hypothetical. The record is from RefSeq and is a predicted model, not a curated record. Gene Ontology annotation, molecular function: glycerone kinase activity. NCBI's taxonomy places the organism in Eukaryota, Metazoa, Annelida, Clitellata, Rhynchobdellida, Glossiphoniidae. Gene Ontology annotation, biological process: glycerol catabolic process. Gene Ontology annotation, cellular component: cytosol. The coding region runs from base 14 to 940 and encodes 308 amino acids. The transcript has 8 exons.
GAGUAUCACUAUCAUGAUCACCAACGAUUUGAAGAACUACUGUCUGGAUUCAAAGACAAAGGCAUUAUCGUGGGUCCGACCAGUUAUGAUUGAAAAAGAUGCACCAGAAUGCGAAGUUGAUGAAUUAAAAAGCACCACAACCACCAUCUCCAGCCACAAUAACGGCGACAAUCGUUUCAGCAGCAGAUACAGUGCAAGAUUGCUAGGAGAGAAACUGAAUAACUUAAAUUUGGGCGAUACUUCAUCAUUGGGUGAUUAUGCCUCAGGGCCACAAAUUGAUGAAGGUGGCCAUAAAAUCCUCAUGAAAUGUAUACAUGGUGUGAGCAACUCCCUGGUGGCCAACACUGGACUCCUUAACACCAUGGAUUCCUCGUGUGGUGAUGGCGACUGUGGCCACACAUUUGCGGCUGGAGCCAGAGGAAUGUACAAAAUGAUGAGUGAUGGAAAACUGAAUGGAGUUUUUAAGCUGAAGAAAAUAAUGGAAAUUCUCUCAGAGACGGUUGAAGACAGUAUGGGAGGAACGUCUGGAGGGAUAUACAGUUUACUAUUGACGGCUAUAUCGCAAGAAAUGGGCACAGAGACCAAGCCAACCGCAACGAAUGAGACGUGGGCCAGAGGGCUGGUCAGGGGCAUGGAGAGCAUCAUGAGAUAUGGCGGGGCUGGCCCGGGGUCAAGGACAAUGCUGGACCCCCUUCAUGCACUUUGUACUUUCCUGGACAAGGAAUCUCACAACACGGACACCGUUACUCUCUGGCAAAACGCUGCUAAGGUAGUAGAUAAAGAGACAAAGAGAACGAAGAACAUGGAGGCAAAAGCGGGAAGAGCGGCUUAUGUACGUCGGGAAAACCUCAUCUACCCGGAUCCCGGGGCGCAUGCGUUCUUCGUCGCCCUGACGGCCAUCGUCAAUGUUCUCGUAGAUAGCAAAAAAUAUUUUGAGUAAUUUUUGUGGGGUUUUUUGGAAUUUUUUUGCGGUUCUAUCAAUUAUUUAUAUUAAAUUGUUUUUUUUUUAAUUUUAUUCUAUCAACGUUAAUUGAGAACGAUGUUUUGAAUGAUUUUUUGGUUUAAAAAUAUAUCGGCUUUUAAGAAUGUGUAUUUUUAAGUUUGUUGUAAUGUUUCAUGAAGCGUUGGUAUGUAGGAGAGCAUAUUCGUAUGGGAAGGUUUUAGUUCCACGUUAUUUCAAUUUUUUUUAAACCUAAGUUUUUUAAUUUAAUUAAACUGUAAAUUUAAAAAAUCAAAUUAUUUUGCACGUUAAAUUUGUUUUGUGGAGAUUAUUCAAUCGCAUUUGUAGUGUAAUCAAUAUUUCAUUUAUGUGAAGUUCAACGAACGAUUAUCUAUUAUAAAAGAAUGAAUCUAUUAAUUUUAUUUAGUUUUUAAAAUUGAAAUGUUAUUCUCGCCAGCAUAUCAAUUACUUUUGCAAUAUUUUAAUAGUAGAGCUAUAUUAUAUUUAAUUCGUCUGAUUCCACGAACAAGUUUAAUAUCCUAGUAACAGUCAUAUUAAUAGUAGUAGUAGUAGUAGUAGUAGUAGUAAUAGUAGUAGUAGUAGUAGUAGUAGUAGUAGUAGUAGUAGUAGUAGUAGUAGUAGUAGUUGUUGUUGUUGUUGUUGUUGUUGUAGUAGUAGUAGUAGUUGUAGUGGUAGUAGUAAUUGUAGUAGAUUAGUGGUAGAAGCGAUGGCAAUAAUUUUUUAUUCUUAUCGUAUUGCACCAAUAUUAACAAUUAUUAUUAACAAAGAACAAGAUAUUAAAAUUAAGUGCUC